Molecule: messenger RNA, 1843 nt
Organism: Cryptococcus deneoformans JEC21
Lineage: Eukaryota; Fungi; Basidiomycota; Tremellomycetes; Tremellales; Cryptococcaceae
Product: purine-cytosine permease, putative
Exons: 9
Coding region: 30-1541 (503 amino acids)
Biological process (GO): transmembrane transport
Cellular component (GO): fungal-type vacuole membrane; plasma membrane
Molecular function (GO): transmembrane transporter activity
Source: RefSeq, a predicted model, not a curated record
CUUGGACCAAGUAAACACAUCAUUCAAACAUGUCCAUCGCACCACCUGAAUACGACGAAAAAGAUAUCGAAGCCCAAAGCUUUGUUUCCCCAACAGGCCGCCAACAUAAUCACGCCUCUGCAGGUGGUAUUCUACAGGCUGAAGAUGGUGUACCCCGAGGAAAGGGUAUCUCUGCCCCUUUAUGGAAAGCCAUGGCCUGGUUUGAUCGGUUUGGCGUUGAAGCAAGAGGUAUUGAAAGAGUACCAGAAGAUGAUAGGCCUCAUACCAGCUGGUGGGAUAACGGCACACUUUGGUUCUCUGUCAACUCUUGUGUCGGCACUUUCAGUGUAGGCUACUUGGGACAUCUCUACUACGGUAUGGGCCUUCGAGAUGCCGCUCUCACUAUUGUCUUCUUCAACUUGCUUUCCUGCGCUCCCGUCGCUUACAUGUGCAUUUUCGGUAAAGAACUUGGACUUCGUCAGAUGGUUCUUUCACGUUUUGCCCUUGGCUACUGGACCGGAAUUAUCCCCGUUAUCUUCAACUUGAUUGCUUGUUGUGGUUGGGCCACCAUGAAUACUAUUGGUGGUAUCUCUUGUUGGCGAGCAAUCAGCACCACCCAUCAAAUACCUGUGAUCGCUGCUGCUGUGAUCCUUGCUUUCCUUGGUCUUAUCGUUUCCUUCUGUGGAUACAAGUUCAUCCACCUUUAUGAAAAGUUUGCUGGUUACCCUGUUCUGAUCGCUUUUCUGGUGUCAAUGGGUACUUCUGCCAAGUACAUGGAUCUCCCAGGCGCGUGGGGUCCCAGCGGACCUGUAGGAGCCGCCGGUGUUCUCACAUUUGGCUGUGCUAUUGCCGGAUACGCUAUUGGAUGGGUCGGUUUCGCGGCCGACUUUACCGUCUCCAUGCCCAAAGAGACGAGCACCAAAAAGCUUUUUUGGGUUACCUUCUGGGGCUUGGCGAUUCCACUGAUCUUCAUUGAGCUUAUGGGUGCUUUGGCAGUCACUACCUUUAAUGCCCGACCUGACUGGGAAGAGAUGUUCAACGAUGGUGCGGUUGGUGGUUUACUUGCCGGUCUUCUUCAGCCUUGUGGCGGCUUUGGUAAAUUCUUGCUUGUCAUCCUCGGUUUGUCAACUGUGGCUGUCAACACACCCAAUGUUUAUAUUUUCACCAACACCUUCCACGCCCUCUCUCCUUACUGCCAAGCUAUCCCCCGACCUUUCAUCGCCCUCAUUGUCAGCAUCAUCUACGCUGUUCUCGCUGCCGCCGGUGCAAACUCCUUCUCUGCCGUGCUUGAACACCUUCUUCUCUUCUUGGCUUACUGGCUCACCAUGUACUUUGGCAUCGUGGCGACUGAGCAUCUGGUCUUUAGGAAGAACAGCUUUGACAAUUAUGUGCCAGAUGAUUACAGAAACUGGAGGAUGUUGCCUUUGGGUGUCGCUGGAUUCUUUGCCUUAGGUCUCGGAUGGACAGGUGCUGCUCUUGGUAAGUCUUCACUUCGCAAUUUUUUCCCUUUCUUUUGGAAUGCACGCAGCACACACGGAUGGCUAAUUGAGGAACGGGCAUGAACACUUCUUGGUUUAUCGGCCCUAUUGCCAAACAAAUCGGAGGUGGUGGUGAUGUGGGCUUCGAGCUGGCCUUUGGAUUUGCAGUAACGACCUUCAUUCCACUGCGAUACUUUGAAAAGAAGUACUGGGGCCAUUAGAGGGGUUUUUGGGACCUGAUAAGUCUCAUGAUAAAUGAGACUUUUGGGAGUUUGGUCAUUAUUUUUGAUAGUUAGGUAAAUUAAAUGUUAGGGAUCGUCUCCGUCGUUGUAUAACGAGUAAGCUAUCUAUACAGGUAUAACACGUAUGGUACUGGAAAAACGAAC